This is a messenger RNA of Thamnophis elegans (Western terrestrial garter snake), 3545 nucleotides long. It is a transcript of the gene ARL13B, whose product is annotated as ADP ribosylation factor like GTPase 13B. Lineage: Eukaryota; Metazoa; Chordata; Lepidosauria; Squamata; Natricidae. Bases 248 to 1501 code for a protein of 417 amino acids. Gene Ontology annotation, biological process: receptor localization to non-motile cilium; non-motile cilium assembly. Gene Ontology annotation, molecular function: GTP binding; GTPase activity. The record is from RefSeq and is a predicted model, not a curated record. Gene Ontology annotation, cellular component: non-motile cilium; motile cilium; ciliary membrane. The transcript has 11 exons.
AAUAAGCAUACUCCGGGAGCAUCACGUGAAGACGUAUAGAUAAACCUGCGAAAACGGCGCGGUCACGUGACUGUGUAGAACGGCCGCCCCGAGAAUCUAUGGCUACUAUAGGAUUUCUCAGCGACGGGGAGACGAGAAGACGGCAAUAUUCAAACUGAUCUCUUCAAUCCUGGAUUGAAUAUUCUGGAAUUAGUCAAUAUACCAUGCCUGCAGUUUAUUUGGUGCUCUGAAUGGCUGUUGGAAAGGAAUGUACAGUCUGAUGGCCAAUUGCUGCAGCUGGCUAAAACGGUGGCGAGAACCCCUCAGGAAGGUGACAUUGAUCAUGGUGGGUCUUGAUAAUGCUGGGAAAACUGCAACAGUAAAAGGAAUCCAAGGAGAAUCCCCUGAAGAUGUGGCUCCAACAGUUGGAUUUUCUAAAAUCGAUCUUAAACAACAAUGGUUUGAAGUCACAAUUUUUGACUUAGGAGGUGGAAAACGUAUUCGGGGCAUUUGGAAAAAUUACUAUGCUGAAUCCUAUGGAGUAAUAUUUGUUGUGGAUUCAAGUGAUGUGGAAAGAAUGGAAGAGACAAAAGAUACAAUUUCAGAAGUUCUAAGACAUCCUAAGAUAUCAGGGAAACCUGUAUUAGUAUUAGCAAAUAAACAAGACAAAGAAGGUGCCUUGGCAGAAGCAGAUGUGAUUGAAUAUUUAUCUCUUGAAAAGCUUGUCAAUGAGCACAAAUGCCUGUGUCAGAUUGAGCCUUGUUCUGCUAUUGUGGGCUAUGGAAGAAAAAUCGACAAAUCAAUAAAGAAAGGUUUACUUUGGCUGUUGCACACUAUAGCAAAAGAUUUUGAUGCCUUACAUGAAAGAAUUCAGAAAGACAUCACAGAACAAAAAGUCAUUGAAGAGCAAGAGAAACGAGAGCGAGCAGAAAGAGUGAAGAAGAUAAGGAAAGAAAGAGAACAAAAAGAGAGAGAAGAAAAUGAACGGGAAGGAAGGAGCAUUUUGGAUGAAGACGACUCUGAGCCUGUAACUGGAAACCCGUUUCAGGCCAUAUCAACUAUAAUCACUAAGAAUGAAAAGAAAAUUGAAAAAGAGAAGAAGAGGCAAAGGGAAGAGAAUGAAAAGAUUGCUAUUGGCUUGAAACCUAAAACAAAUCAGGAGAUAAUAGAUGUUCAGAGUCUGAACAGUGAACAAUCCAACGAACAGAGACUGAUAGAAAACUAUAAAUCUGCAAUAACACAACAAAUAGAACACGAAGAUGAGAAUGACCAGCAGAUCUCAGAAAGUCUUGACUCUGGUGAUAAUGCCACUUUGAAUCCAGGAACAGAAAACAGUAAAAAGAAAGCAAAGAAACUAAAAUUAAAAAGGAAUCAUCGAGUUGAGCCAGUCAAUUCAGAAGAAAUUGUUUCCCCACUUCCUACUCCAAUUGCAAUUCAUGCACCAGUUGGAUGGGAAACACCAAAAGUUAACAGAAUUCGAAAACUUGAGCCCCUUGGUGAAACUCAUCAUAAUGGAGUAUAAAGAAAAGAAAAUGAGAGAAAGGACAAAAAAAAAGAGGUAGGCAGGAGAAGGGCCAUGUUUUUGGAUUAUAAUCUUUUUGCUCUUAACUAUCGGCCUGAUUGUAUCUGGGGUUAAAGUUGUCAUUUCUUGGACAAUAUUUUUGUUAUUUAGUGGGAUAAAAUUAUUCUUACGCAAUAAAUACUUCUGAUAGCAAUAAAUCAAGUUUGUGAAGUUGUACAGAUGAGAUAUUUCCUAUAAGCUUGAUUUUCAACUCGCUCAAAAAAUACAAUUACUUUCAAUUUUGCAUGUACUUUCAAUUUUUGUCAAUAUUUCACUUGAAAACAUGACAACUUUGAGAUGAUGAAAGAGAUACAGAAAGAGAUCUAGAAUUUUAGAUUUUUAGCUUCCUUGUAAUUGAACUUUUCUAUAAUUUAGGCCUUAAAAAACACAAAUAUACACCCAAUUUUAUUCUUCCUUGUUAAAUAUUUUUCUAUAGUUUUAUUCUUGUUGUUUUUAAAUAAAAUUAUAUUUAGGUUUAAAUCAGCUACUAAGUGACGUUGCGUUUCUUGAGUAAGAGACCAGUUUCAGUCAUCAGUCUUUAGAAAAAGGAAAGGGAGUUGCGAAAUUCUGAUCAGGCUGGGCAAAAGGAACUAUAGUGGGGAAGGAGCACAAUGAUCCUUACCUCCAGAAUCUUAAAUAUCAGGGAAAAUUUAGCAACAGAAUAGAGAAGUCACAAUUCCAAACUAUAGAAUUAUUAGAUACAGAUAUUCCUCCCUUAAAAACUGCAACUUUAUCUCUAAGCAGUGCGAUUGUUAAAUGAAACAUUAUGACUACACCUGACUUACGACAUUAGCUCUACUGCAGUGAUUAAGCAGAUCACUCAUGGUUAAGUGUGGUGUCACAUGAUUGUGACUUACAACUUAAUGCCAGCUGUCCUGCUAACUUUGCUUGUCAGAAGCUGGCUGUACUGAUCCCAAUGGUGAUUUUUAUUACCAUUGGACACUGCAACAAUCAUAGAUGUGUGCCACUUGCAAAGCCCAUCAGUUUGACUACAGAUAUGCCAUGACAGCCAUAUGUUGCACUCAUGUAUCAGCUGUGAAAAGGGCAAAAUCUGUCCUGGUGAUCAUUAGAAAAGAGACAGAAAAUAAAAUUGAAAACAUUGACAUUCCUUUAUAGUAAUUUGGUAUAUUUGCAUCUGGAAUGCUGUGAUCAGUUUGUCAGCAUGUUUUUAAAAGGACUAUAAUAUUUUUGGGAAAAGUGAAGAUUAUGGAAAUGAAAACUACUAGGGUCUUGAACCCCUUCCUUAUGAGAAAGUCUAGAACAUAUUUAAUUUAGAAAAAGUAUAAGUGACUGGAGACUAAGUUAAAAAUUGAGGUACAUAAUAUCAUGCAAUAGAUGGAGAAAGUGAAGUGAAAUUUUUCCUCCUUUCCCCCAGGAGCCAUACUGUGAACCUGACUGAAGGUUUUAGAAAAAGUACUUUGAUACACAACAAUCAAUUUUUGGAAUUCAGUAUUGCAAGAUGUGAUGUUCAGUAAUUUGGGUGGCUUUUAAAGGGAGUGGAUACAAUCAUGAAGGACAAUUCCAGUAAGGGCCAUUAGUUCUGAAGACUAAAUAUUAUUUCUCAGCUGGUGGUGUAUGCCUUCAAAUACAAGUUGCAGAAGAACAUCAGCAGGAUGAUUGAAUGUCUCUACCUCCUGUUUCUGUGCACUGCUGGAGCAUAGGUUGGCCAGAAAAAGCAAAAUACUGGACUAAGACAGACUUAGGUCUGAUUCAGCAGUUCUCCUCUGUGAAAAGGAUCUUGUUAUCUUAGAAUAUUAUUGUAAGGAUUUGUAACCAAAUUAGUUGCAUUAUGUAAUCCAACUCUACACUUGAAGUAUUUUUCAUUUGUAGAAAAUAUAUAGGAAAUACAUAAUAUUCUGUUAAUGCCAUAUAAAAUAAAUAAAAACAUACCUUAAUAUUUUGCAACAGAUUGAAAUUUCAUAGGUUUUCUUUGUUGUAGAGUUUAAACAGUUUGAACAGAUAACAUUAAUGAUCAAUUUAUAUCAUGGAGAGGAAUGAGGAGUAU